Molecule: messenger RNA, 805 nt
Organism: Phyllotreta striolata
Lineage: Eukaryota; Metazoa; Arthropoda; Insecta; Coleoptera; Chrysomelidae
Source: the annotation of a GenBank genome assembly
AAUUAAGCAUUGCAUUUUAAUUGCACAGGGCCGUACAUCUGCACGUACUAAAUCAAUUUCGAGUAUGUCGGUUGCGAAAUUCGAGAGGUAAAAAAACCAAGAAUCGCCGGUUCUAUUAUUAAUCUAUUUAUUGUGGUUUUUCCUCCCCUCUUUCGAAGGCUAUUCACUCGCUAAAUAAACUGCCUUUUAGUGUACGGGAUUCCAAUUCGCGCGGCCCUCCAGCUGGAAUUACAAUGGAUGACUUGGACAGAGAGCAACUUUCUAUGCUCAAAACUACCUUUGAUGCCUUCGAUGUGGACCGUAAAGGCUACAUAGAAGCCGAGAUGAUUGGAACUAUCAUGGAAAUGUUAGGGACCAGAGUUAUGGCUGAAGAGGAACUAGAUAGAAUCAUAGAUGAAAUCGACGAGGAUGGAAAUGGAGAGGUGAGUUUCGAGGAGUUCGCCAAUUUAGCGGCGAGAUUUUUGGUUGAAGAGGACGAAGACACCGAAGCCAUACAGUUGGAGUUGAAGGGGGCGUUUCGAAUGUACGAUAAAGAAGGGAACGGUUUCAUAAGCAUCGAGGUAUUGAGGGAAAUCCUUAGAGAAUUGGACGAGAAACUUACCGAAGAUGAUUUAGACAAUAUGAUCGAUGAAAUCGACACCGAUGGAUCGGGUACAGUCGAUUGGGAUGAAUUCAAAGCAGUUAUGAUUGGUUAAGCAGCGGAAGUAUACAUAUUUCAAUUAGCAUUUACCUACUUAUCUUAGAUACCUUUAUACCUGCAUUGCCUACAUAAUAUGUAAGUAAAAUAUUAAAUAAAUUAAUUUUA